AUGAUGUUCAGCGGGCAGAAAGGUCCCAAUGCUCUGAAUCUAUUCAACUGGAAACGGCAAGGUGAUUCAUCCUUAACGACCGGGUUACUUAAUGUGGUACCCCCAGAAAUCGAAUUAUCUGACUACCGCAGAACCCCAAGUUCUGGAAGUGAAAGUCCUACAGGACUUCUUAAUGGCGAGGGCUUGAAUGUUGAGCCAAUCGCUGAUCUAGAUUUGUUUUUUGAGAGGCUUUAUAGUUACUAUUGUGAAAAGGGGCUCUGGUGCAUAAUUAUAAAGUGGAUAUUUGAACUUCUGAGUCUUGCAUUCACGAUAUGCUUUUCUGGAUUCUUUCUUCUCGUUGUUGAUUGGAAUGGUCUACGCAAUGCAAAAUGUGGGAUGGAUGCCGUAGAAUCUGGCAUUAAACCCUGUGAUUUGUCCAAGGAAGCCCUUCAUCAGCAUCCCUUAACCCCUUUUACAUUGACCAAAGCUAUAAUUCUUGGGUAUUUGGGGAUAUUCUCCAUCUACUGGACAUUUUGCUUCUUCAGGUUUUUUGCACAGUUGAAGGAUACCCUGAAAAUUCGAGACUUCUACUACAACAGUCUGCAAGUGACUGAUAAUGAAAUACAAACUUUGCCUUGGGCGUUGAUUCUUGAAAAGGUUGUUCGGGCACAAAGUUCACAACAACUAUGUGUGGUAAAGAAUCUUUCCAUUCAUGAUGUGGUGAUGCGUCUCAUGCGAAAAGAGAAUUACUUGAUUGGAAUGCUCAACAAGGGAGUCCUUGCUUUCCCUAUUUCUUCUUGGGUUUUUGGUGCUGGUCCCACUGUCAAAUGUGGUCCCAAUGGCGUGCGGUAUCGGUUAAUUCUGACGCAAACUCUUGAGUGGACCUUGAAUUGGUGUAUAUUGCAGAGCAUGUUUGACAGAAAUUUUCGCAUUCGAAGUGAAUUUAUCUCUGAUGCUAAAACUCUGAAGAAAAGGCUGAUGAUAGUGGGCUUAACAAUGCUUCUACUUUCACCCUUUCUCGUCAUAUUCAUGCUGGUGUUCCUCUUCCUGAGGCAUGCUGAACAAUUCUAUAACCAUCCAAGUACGGCAUCAUCUCGAAGAUGGUCAAAUCUUGCAAAGUGGAUCUUCAGGGAGUUCAAUGAGGUUGAUCAUCUGUUCAAGCACAGAAUCAAUAACAGUGUCGUUCAUGCUUCUGAAUAUUUAAAGCAAUUCCCGUCGCCUAAGAUUUCUAUUGUUGCAAAGUUCAUCUCAUUUGUAUCUGGUGGCUUUGCUGCUAUUCUCAUCAUUAUUGCUUUUCUUGAAGAGUCCUUGCUCGAAGGCCAUAUAUUUGGUCGCAAUUUGUUCUGGUAUGCAGCUGUUUUUGGGACUAUAACAGCUAUUAGCCGUGCUGCAGUGACAGAUGAUGUUCUUGUACUUGACCCUCAGGGAAUGAUGUCACUAGUGGUCCAACAUACCCACUAUAUGCCUAAGCGAUGGCGAGGAAAAGAGAAUACUGAGGCUGUGAGGAUGGAGUUUGAAACUCUAUUUCAGUACACAGUGAUGAUGUUACUGGAAGAGAUGGCUUCAAUCUUUCUCACACCGUUUCUGCUCUUGUUUGUUGUCCCAAAGCGUGUGGAUGAUAUUUUGCAAUUUAUUGCUGAUUUCACCGUGGAUGUUGAAGGUGUUGGUCAUGUUUGUAGUUUUAGUGUCUUUGAUUUUCAAAAUCAUGGCAAUGGUAGAUAUGGUUCUCCCUUUAAUUGUCCCCAUUUUCAGAGGAGUUCCCAGGGCAAAAUGGAGAAAUCUUUCUUGAGCUUUCAGAGUAGUUAUCCUUCAUGGGAACCAAAUGCUCACGGAAAACACUUUCUGGCAAAUCUGGAUAAAUUCAGAGAGCAAAAGCUGCAAGCUCAGGCAGUUAGACCAGCAUAUGGCACUCCUAGGAUGUCACCACUCAACCCGAGUUUUAGGGUUCCUGUUGACAGAAACAGCUUAUUACCGAGAGAAUCGCCAUUCAAUAAUGUCCGUACUGCCUAUCAGUACGGUACAGUAUUGCCAAUGGAUGGUGAGCAGAAGGAUUAUCCUUACAUCCUGGACUGGUAUUAUGCCUCGCAUACUGCGAACAACUUGGGGGAGAUUCCACCAAAUGUUCCUGGCCGUGUUGAGGAACGGGAGAAGGGUUUAUGGUUGCCAUCUGAUUUGAGACCAGAUAUAGCAGCAUACGACGAGAACUGGAGACAACAUGAAGCAGCAAAUGAGGAACCGUGGGGACAAUCAUUUCAAGAACGCUCCCACAGUCAACUUGAUGCAUCAACAUCAGCUCCUCACUUUGGUGAAAGUGUGUUGCAACAUAAUAACUUGCACAAUGUGGGAAACCCUUCGACCAGUGGCCAAUGGUGGUUCAGGAACAGGCCACAAGGUGCAAAUCCGGAGACAAGUUUUAUGGAACCCCCAAACUUCAACCGUGAAACGGGGUAUCAUCAUAAUGAUAAUGACGAUUACAGGAUUAUGGAGGAAGAAGAACAGUUGGAUUGGGUGAAUCCGAGUAGACUAUCUAGAACUUUCAUAAUGGACGAUGACGGUGGGGAUUUUGAUCUUCCAUUUGACGAUAUCUAUAGAAGACGUUCGGAAAGCCCGAAAGACAAUUGGGAUCCUGCAGAUAUUGUGUAA
This is a messenger RNA of Oldenlandia corymbosa var. corymbosa, 2622 nucleotides long. NCBI's taxonomy places the organism in Eukaryota, Viridiplantae, Streptophyta, Magnoliopsida, Gentianales, Rubiaceae. The record is from the annotation of a GenBank genome assembly.